Molecule: messenger RNA, 4746 nt
Organism: Phymastichus coffea
Lineage: Eukaryota; Metazoa; Arthropoda; Insecta; Hymenoptera; Eulophidae
Exons: 6
Coding region: 3378-4595 (405 amino acids)
Source: RefSeq, a predicted model, not a curated record
GUCUGGAAAAGUUGCUCUGCGGAGCCUCAGAAAAUGACAUUUGAUUGCGUCGGUUGUUCCGUCAGUGCUGUACCUAUACAUUUUUAUUUACUGCUACUCGGGUAUUCGUGGCUAGAAGCUGAAAGUUGAGUCAAUCAAUUGAUCUAUAUUUAUUAUUGAAAAAUACGUAGUAUUUAAUGAAAAAUUCUCAAUCACCAUUUGAAGUUCAAGAACUAGCACUUGCCAAAUACUAAUUGAAAAACUCACCUUGUACUUUUGUAAUUGAUUAUUUAUUUGUUGAAAUUAGUUAGUUAGCUACUUUACUUGUUAUGAAGUUAGUUAAUUAGUUACUUUCUUCUAGUCAACUGUGUUUACAUGUUCCGAUCCGACAUAUCACAACGCUAUUGCCAGAUUGCUUUUAGCUAUUGUUAGUACAGAAUUGCAAAAUGCCGCGCGGUUUUCUGACCCUCGGAUCUUAUCUGGAGAGAGCCUAAUAAGUUUAUCUCGUUCUAAGCGCUUUACCGAUAGCCGCUGCAUCGAGCGCUGUAACCAGUUGUAUCGCUCCGCCUCUCGCUUAAGUUUCAGUGGAAAAAUCGUAUUAUAUUUUAUAACUCAAGCUAGAUCUCCUUAUAAUAUUUUAUGUUCAAAAUAGAUCCUUGUGUUUGCACCUUUUGGCAGUUCAUUUAUAGUCUCCAUGGGAUUCAUGUAGUCGGAGACUAUACAGUUUUCAAGCAGUAUUAUAGAUAAUAGCAGUAUAAUAAAUUGUAUAAAUCAUGAAAAGAGCCCAGGAAAAUAAAAGCCAAAAUCCAUUAUUUAUGAAGUGGUUGAAUGAAAUCAAAGAUGAUUGUACUAACAUAAAGAAAAUUUAUUAGCUUUUAAUGUUGGAAAAGCAGUGAUACUCCAAAAAUAUCCAAACAAAUUAAAUUCUGUAAAAGAUUGUUUAAUUUUGAAGUUUAUUGGGAUAAAGAUUUGUAAAAUAUUAGAUAAGAAACAAGAAAAAUAUGAAAAGUCAAGUAAUCAAACAUUAAGGGAACAUUCCAUUCAUUGUUUUCAUAGAUGAUGAAGAUGAGAAUCGUGGAGGAUAGCGAGCAAGAAAGAGUGCAUUUAAUUAGUUAAAAUUGAUUUCAUUGAUUACAUUAUUUUGUUCAUAAUGUACAAUUAUAAACAAGGACCCAGUUAUCAAGAAAAAAAUUAUUUUAGAGACUUAAAAAUAUAUUAAUUAUUCUAAAAAGAAUAAUGCUGAUAAAGAUUUGUAUACUGAGCCAGCUAUGUUAACAUUGAUUGCUGACAACUAUGUUAUAAAAAAAGUCCAUCUGUGUUUAUUAUUAUUGAUUCAGGAGUUGAUAUCUUCAUCAUAUAUCUUUACAAAUCCAUCAUAUCCACUCUUUGUAAAGUAGCUGAUAGACAUGGAAAAAGAAGCAAUAGCAAAGAAAAAUCCAAAGCAGCUGACUGUAACAAAAUUAUUAACUGCUUUUUAAAAAUUCCCCUUAAGAUUGGAUAAUGUAAAAGAUGGUAUGGGUUUUGAUAGUAUGUUCAAUUUUGAUGAUCCAAUGAAUUGGGUAUGGGUGAAAGAGAUUUUUAAUGAUCUAAAAAGAAAACUAAAGUACUACAAAAAGACAAAUAAUCAAGAAUCAAACAGUAAUGGUAAGGAUGUUGAAGAAAAACAAGUGAAAGAGGGCUGAUAAAACUAGAAAAAAAGUCCUAAGUUUGAGGUGUCAACAAAUAAGUUUUAGAAAUGAUGAUAAUCUGCACUUAAUUUAUGAAUUUGCAAAUUACAUUUUAAAAUGAUUGAUAAAUUUAACAAAAUAGUACAUUACCUAACUAUUAUGAGAAAGUAGAUUCUUUUCUGGUGUGAGGUUUACACUUGAAUGAAGCGAGGGUGAAAAUACACACAAGACCAAACACUUUUUCCCAUUAUGUUAGGUAUAGUAUUUUCUGAAACAACGUUUAGAAAGCAAAAGUUCCUUUAUUUUGUGAUUGUUUACUGAGCACUAAGGCAAGUUCAAUACCAAAUACGUAAAUGUAUAUUGUAUAAUAUUUAUAAAUGUAAUAUAUUAUUUUAUUACAUUGAGAGUUUAAGAAUAUGUAUUUUUGAGAUGUUAUUUGAUGUGUUUUGAGCAUAUUAAUUAGGUUAUUACCAUAUCAUGAACUUUGAAUACAAAAUACAUAUAGAGCUAAGUUAUGAAUGACUUUUCUUUAUAAAAAUAAUUAUUGCUUAUAAUCUAACUAAUUUUUCACGAAUAAAUCUGAUCCUAAUAAUCACAAAAUGGCUUUUUAACUGCUUCCGUUGAUUUUAAAUCUAUUGCCAUCAAAUUUUUUAUAUUCAGUAUCAAUUAUUUAUUUUUAGUAGUCAAAUCGGAAAAGAGCAUUCUUUAUUAAUCGUGAUAUCAUUUUUCGUAUGACUAAGCGUGGGGAGAAUAUCGGAUAGUGAAUUUAAGUUAUACGAGAAGUAACAAUAAACUCUUCGUCAUGCGAUAUCAUGUUCGCGAAUAAGAUUCGAUACAAAGCAAAUUUUUUCAUAGCAGAGGCGCUUAAGUUACCUUUAAGAUAAAGUCAUUACGCCCAAGACUAGACGUCAUUGGUUACCAUAGUGAAUGAUGUCAUCCACAAGUAUACGUUUUACAUCGGUAAAUCGAUCGAUAAAAAUUGUAACAAUGCCCCUCGUGUAAUUUCAAAUUUUUGAAAAAAUAUUGCUGCUUUCAAGCAAUCAGGCACAUAGAAACUAUACCUUUACAUACAUAGUAUAAAAUUUCCGGAGGAAAACUUUUGAAAUCGGAGUUCCCAGUUAUUUAUCCUGAAACGAUAAAAAUCGACCAUUUUAUUUGAAAAAUAUUGACGUUCUAGAAUGCUAGCAUAUAUUACGUAACUUUGAGUGGUGGAACUAAAGUCCGAGCUAUUAAAAGAGCUAGCGAGAUUCGUCAAAGGUAUUAUCCACAGUAGACACGCUUAGAGAUAUUAGCGAUCAGAUUAAUUGUAAUAAAUAUUCGAGAAAGAAAUGGAUAUAGUUUUCUUAUCGCAGCAAUAAAUUUUUUGUGAAAACUCAAUGUGAGCGUUACUGGAAAUUACCAUAUCUAUAUUACCAUACUUAAUACCAAAAGAAUGAUAUAUAAAGCACAGCGAUAUAAGUGACGAUGAACACGAGAAAUAAUGAAAAUAAAAGUAACAUUAAGAUUGCGAAUCCAAUUGAUAUUUAAUGAAAUUGGCGAUCCAUCAAAAAUAUUUUAAGAAUAUAAUUAUUUCUUAUCACAUUGAGUCGUGCACUUCAAAACAUUCAUGGGCACGAUCAGCUUUAUAUCAGAAGGAUGCUUUUUAUCGCAGAUACGACUGUCGGCGUGAAUGUGAAGAACGGCUGAAUUACAAAUCAGUGGACCAGUGUGAUUUUUUUUCAAAUCCGCACGAUGUCACAACAUCUGGUGUUGUCCGCUGCGACUGACUAUCUAACUCGAGAAGAAGUUGCAACGGUAGUCAGUAGAUUUUCAAGCUUGAAAAGUAUCAAGUCUAUUGACUUCCAUAUCGUACCUUUGCACAGCGAAAAGCUCGGAUAUUUGAGCGAACAACUGCUGUUGACCAUUCAAGUUAAAUGCACAGUCGGCAAUCGCGAGUUGGCGCAGAGUUACACAUUUUUCGUAAAGUCAUCGGUAGCGAACAGUAGCGCUUUCAAUUCGCGAGUGUUUCGCGAGGAAAGCCACUUUUACCGUGACUUUUUGCCGCGGCUUCGUCAAUUUCACGUGGAGCGAUGGUCGCCGCAGUGUUACCUGGCCAAGGACAACGUGCUUGUGUUGGAAAACUUAAAGUCUCGGGGAUUUCAUUUGGCCGCCGGAAGACUAACGGCGUCGCAGCUAAGAGCUGCUGUUACCGCGGUCGCGCGUUUUCACGCCUGCUCGAUGCUACUGGAACGUCAACUGAAAGUGCCACUGACAGAGGCGUUUCAAGGGUUUUUCAGGGCCAAAAGUUUCGAGCGCGACGACGGGCGCAAUUCAAAGUGGUUGAGGGCUGGUCUAGAGCUGGCUGAAUGCAUAGCUCGCGAUUUGGGCCUCGAGUCCGAGUACAUUGUCACAGCAUACGAGGAAAUGACGCGAGGAAACCGUCUGACCGAUGGCGAAUGUAAUGUCAUUUGCCAUCAAGACUUGUGGAUCAACAAUCUGAUGUUCUCCAUAGACGACAAGCUUUGUCGGCUUUUGGACUUUCAAAUGGUUGUGUACGCGCCGUUUGCCAUAGACAUUAUCCAGUUGCUUCACUUGAACCUGGACGGUGCGAUGAGGACCAAGCUCGAACAGUUCGCCAUAAAAGUGUAUCACUCGGUGUUGGAGCAGACCCUCACUUUGAAUGGCAUAUCGAUCGAUCAAGUCGUAUGCUUGGAGAAAGUCUUGCAAGCCGUGCAGAGGCAACGAUUACAUGGACUUUUCGCAGCCGUGCAAAUCGGACCUCUAGUAUUUUUAAAUAAACGUUUCGCCAGAGAUUACACCAAAGAUCCUAUUCAUUAUCAAUAUUAUCACUUCGUCAAUCGCAAAGAUUUUAUUCGAAAGGUCAUGCAGUCAGAUCAAGGUUAUCGUUGUAGAAUAGAAGAAUCUGUGAGAGAACUUGUUGUUUACGUUAAGCGUUAUGGAGUUCGUUGAUAGCAGUUGAAAUUCUACAUAUGACGCUAUUAUUUUAGUUUUCAGCUGGUCAACUUGCACAUAUUUUUAUAUGAUAUUACGCUAAAAUUCGUUAUGUUCACGUAUUAUUUGUAGCGUGCUUUAUAAAAUGUGAUUUAUUCCGUUCAAUAAU